CAUCUCUGCUCAAGGAAGUCAUCUUUUCCUUUUUCCCACGCAACGCUAAACAUCACAAACUUUUGUCGGCCAGCAGAGUUCUUGUAAACUAUCACUGCGAACGCAGCUCUUCUUGAAAUACCACCCGGCCGGUCUUCCCUCCGAGUCUCGCUCGCGGUCCGGCGGUUUUCGUCCUGCAGCACGAGCGUGGGAAAAUUCAUACUUUUCAAGCAGGCAGACAAUCGGAACUGGCACCAUCGAAAACACAAUGUCUGAAGAGAGCGCUUCUUUACAUGACUUCUCUCCGAGUGAGCAUGGAGGUUCAGAGGGUUCUGGCUUCUUGAACAUGUUUGGCAAGCCCCGUUCCGCAAGAGGCCAAUCAACUGCUGGCAGAAAGCUUUCCCGGCUCCCUUUUCAAUUCACAGGCGGAUGGCGAGCGACCCCGCCCGCGGCGGAAAGCCUGGAAGACCUAAGCGACCAAGGGGUCACCUCUCCGAUGGCCGUCGAAAGUAUUUCGGAGCUCAACAGUAUACAAGCUUCUGCCGAGCGCGGCCCUACCUCUGAAGAGCCCGCCGGGCAUUCGCCGAAAAUAAACCACGGGAAUAUGCGCUCGAACCUUACUGAAUCGCCGCCCCCGGAUUUCAAAACGAUGAAUCAACGCACCAUCCCAUCCAUGACUUCUGCUGACCAUGCUACGGAUGGAAACCCACACCACACGUCCAGAGUGCCAGCCAUCGGGAUCGGUACCAUGGAACUAGCUGUCCGCUCAAGCUCUGACACCAGGGGGAAAAGGCCACCGGUGCUUCAAGCUUCCUCGUGGAGAGCCUAUGGAGGCCACAUGGCGAAAGACGUGUCUCAAGCCACUCUGGACCGAUUCGACCAGUCAACUGUCGAAGACUCAUCCUCCUCUUCCAUGGAUCGGCCUUGGGAACAAGAAGUUCAGCAUCUUCAAUCCAUCGUCUCGUCCGUCGACGCAUCGCGCGAAGACACGAGCGAUCAGCAGUUUCGGAGGAGGCCUAGAUUUGACGAGGACGAAGAACAUCACCCACAAGGAAAGAGCGGAGCAUCCGACAUUGUGCCUUGGCAGUCCAAAACCGCAUCAAUAUCUGAUCGCAAUGCCAGAGAGGCACGUUCCAUGGAUCUUGGCUUUGUCGGGACGGUGGAGGUCGAGAACCAGCUAGCCGUCACAAUGAUGGAUUUGGCGGAACACAUUCAGAUCCAGAACUCAUCCAGGCAAAAGAGGCUGGAGGAACUGAAAGCGGAAUUGCAAAGUGCUCAAAGCUGCGUUGUGGAACAAGCAAGUGUGAUACAGAAUCUCAAAAACAGCAGUCGUGUCGUUGUUCAGGCGGUCGACGGCCACCGGGCGAAAGUGAAGUUCAAUCAACAUCGGUGAGAUUCGUCCACGCUUGGAUACUCACGGUUUCCGGUAUCCUGGCUGACAUAUUGUGUCGAUAGCGUCCAGUCCUUGAUCGAGUCC
Molecule: messenger RNA, 1456 nt
Organism: Fimicolochytrium jonesii
Lineage: Eukaryota; Fungi; Chytridiomycota; Chytridiomycetes; Spizellomycetales; Powellomycetaceae
Exons: 3
Coding region: 248-1372 (374 amino acids)
Source: RefSeq, a predicted model, not a curated record